This is a messenger RNA of Rhizophagus irregularis DAOM 181602=DAOM 197198, 150 nucleotides long. Lineage: Eukaryota; Fungi; Glomeromycota; Glomeromycetes; Glomerales; Glomeraceae. The record is from RefSeq and is a predicted model, not a curated record.
GUUAUAAAACAUCCAAUGGACCUAUUUACUAUAAAUUUAAAAUUAGAAAAUAAUCAAUACAAAAGUUUAAAAGAAUUUGAAGAAGAUAUUCGUUUAAUAUUUCGUAAUUGUUAUACAUAUAAUGAUAUUAAAAGUAAAGAAUAUUGUUUA